This is a messenger RNA of Colossoma macropomum (tambaqui), 1697 nucleotides long. RefSeq names its product syntaxin 18 (gene stx18). Gene Ontology annotation, molecular function: SNAP receptor activity. Gene Ontology annotation, cellular component: membrane; endoplasmic reticulum; SNARE complex. NCBI's taxonomy places the organism in Eukaryota, Metazoa, Chordata, Actinopteri, Characiformes, Serrasalmidae. The transcript is spliced from 11 exons. The record is from RefSeq and is a predicted model, not a curated record. Bases 42 to 1001 code for a protein of 319 amino acids. Gene Ontology annotation, biological process: retrograde vesicle-mediated transport, Golgi to endoplasmic reticulum; intracellular protein transport.
CGUGUCCGCUGGUGACGUGUGAUUGUUGUCGUGUCGCAGCGAUGGCGGUGGAUAUGACAGUGGUUUUCAGAGCGAGUGUUAAAACUGUAAAAACUCGAAAUAAAGCGAUGGGAGUGGGAUACGACAGCAGCAGGGACGAGUUAAUGAGGAGAGACAGACCCAAACACGGCUUCUCCAGCAGAGCGAAAGAGGUGAUUUCGAACAUCACCAAGCUGAAGGACUUCUUACUGCAGCACAGGAAGGACUAUGUAAACGCCAGCAGUUUAAUUUCUUCAGAUCUAAAUCGUAUGACGGACAGUGAGCGAGACCAGAUUGAUCAGGAUGCUCAAAUCUUCAUGAGGACGUGUUCAGAUGCCAUCAAACAACUAAGAACUGAGGCUGAGAAGACAGGAAUUUCUGCUCAGAUGAAGGAGCAUCGUGGAGCUGUGUUGGACCUAAUAGAGUCAUAUCUUAAAAGUGUGUGUAAGCUGUACUCUGAGCAGAGAGCCAUCCGGGUGAAGAGAGUAGUGGAUAAGAAGAGACUGUCUCGAUUAGAACCAGAGCAGAAAAGUAAAGUGGAAAAACCUCCAAGCGAAGAUGCAGAGAAAACACAAGCACAGGAGGAAAACAACGACAAGCCGGUUUCUGAUGGUGGUGUUGAAUUGUGGGAGGACAGUAGAGUUGAGGAUGAGCUCUCACCAGAGGAGAUACAGAUGUUUGAGCAGGAGAAUAAGAGGCUGGUGAGUGAGAUGAACAGUCUGGUGGAUGAAGUCAGGCAAAUUGAAGGAAAGGUGGUGGAGAUCUCUCGGCUGCAGGAGAUUUUUGCUGAGAAGGUUCUGCAGCAGGAGAUGGAGAUUGACAAUAUUCAUCAGCUGGUUGUUGGUGCCACUGAAAACGUUAAAGAAGGAAAUGAGGACAUACGAGAGGCAAUCAAGAACAACGCGGGCUUCCGUGUGUGGAUCCUGUUCUUCCUGGUCAUGUGCUCCUUCUCUCUACUUUUCCUGGACUGGUAUGACAGCUAAGACAGGAAGUGCAUCGUCAUACAACUAGAACAGAUGUCAUCAGAUGGGCUCUUUCAGAGAGACUAUAAAUUGUACUUAAUCAAACUGUACCCAAACUGUACUUCACGUUAUCUUGUAAUGGCAUGAUGGACAACUCAGUUUCCCUUUAAAUAUAGCAUUUAAUUUCAGAAACCUGAUCAGAGCAGCUUCAGUGAAAUAGUGAAGGUCACCUUUAGAAUUAAUAUUCCAGUCUUGGAUCUGAACGUGAACGAUCUCCAUAGCUUAACUGCUCUAUUUGAUGAAUUUAGAAUUGAAAUUGAUGAUUGUAACACUGUAUCAGUGCUUUGUUGUGAACUGAGUGAGCAUUUAGCAGAAUGUUGUGAUUUUUUUCCCAGCAGUCUCAGUCAGUUACCAAAUCUCUGUUUAGGUCAAUCUCUGCUGAAGCAACUGACCAUUAUCUUCUCUAGUGUUUCAGGUCAGCAGGUUUUCUGUUCUUUUCUUUCUAUUUACAGGGAAGGUUGUGCAAUUGUCAUCUAUGUCAGUCGACCAUCAACAGAGUUGGUUGAAAAACAUUGGAGUAUUCCUUAAACACGUCUUCCUCUCUCCACCUCUCUUUUUGUUUGUGAUUGUCCUAACAGAGAGAUCAUGAUGAGACCAUGGUGGAUGGUUUGGUUUAUUCAUUUAUCACUCAAUAAACAUUCUAGAUCCAGCAAAAGA